GUUGAAAAUCAACAACAAGUAGGUCAAGAGCAUCAAGGACAUGGAGACAAAAAUGACGAUCAUCAAAGUCAUGUCCUCGUGAAGGAAACAUCUUCAAUCUCACCAGCAUUGAUAAGGCCAACAAAGUACGAACAUCAGGGAGAUGAUGUUGUUGAUCCUAGUGAAGCUGAAGAUGUUUCACCAGAAGAAAAACUUGCGGAGCUCCAGCGAAUCGCCUACUCUUCGCCUCUCAAAUACCUCUACCUGAACACGUUCAAAAGCGCACAAGUCAAUGCCUUGAUGCAGCAAUGCAAGGAACAUGAGCAGCCAGGAGGUGGUCCUUGGAUGAAGAAGAAUAUCAACCUAUAUGAUCUGAAAUGUGUAGUCAACAUACUCAGCAACUUAGCUGCUUUCCCACUUAUAGUUGCUAGCUAAUUUGUUCUUGAGUAUGGGUACAUCUAUUUCUGUCAUAACCUACCCUGGCACGUGAUGUCUGAUUGGCUAAGCAAUGACGGCAUUGUGGCCGGAAUUUUUACCAUUGUCUCGAUCUUGGGCAGCGAGCAGCUUUUCACCUGGGCUGUUGAGGGAUAUGGCCAUGCAAAGCGCUUCAUUCGUAUUCUGGAUGACAUGAACAUACAACAAUGUGGAGACAUCAUUCCCGCACCGAAAAUGAUAGAGUUGAUAUUUUUAGUGCUGUUUAGACGUGGAGGUGAAGAGCAGCAGGAGGAUGGUGCCUUUUCUUAAGGGUUUCCGAAUUACAUCCCUCACUGCCGUCCUUGGCUCCUUUUCAAGGGAAGUAGAAUAGGCCAAGGAUGUUCUGAAGAAUGCAACUCGGCAGCCUUUAACUUUCAGCCGGAGACCCAGCCACGACAAGGACCUACUCGACGGGGCAAGAGCGUCUACGUCUUGCAGCUAGUAGAGAUCAACAAGGUGGUAAUUAUGGCAUAAUGAGUCGAGCGACUUGUUCUGGGCCUGGAGGUGGAAAUCAGUUGAGCAAAAGCAGAUCCCUUGUUGUGGCUGAUGGCGGGAGAGAAGAGACAACUUAUUAUCACUCACGUGCUGGUGGUGGAUCUGUUUCUGGUUCCUCCAUGGCGUUUCACAGCUGCUACGGAGAUGAGCGCAUAUCACUAGCUUCUCCUGCUCCGGCUCUCCGCGGAAGUGUCGGCGCGUCCAGGGUAGACUUUGGAGAUCAAGUAGAACUGGCACCACCAGAGCCGGAUGAAUCGACCCAGGCACGACGAGCAAACCUUGUUGUGCAGUCCUCAGCUACUGCCUCAUCUCCUGUGGACGUUGUACAGGAGAAUCAUAGUGGAAUGUUCUUUGUAAAGAACGCUACUCAAGCAGACUACGAGAGGGUUUAUCAAGUUUUCAAGGGCUUGAUCUAUGGAAACGGUCUCGAUUCGGAUGCUUGCAAGGAGCUUUUGUCUAAGGCUUUCCCGGUUUGGUACACCAACAACGCGUUUGAUAUUGACCGUGGCUUGCGCAUUAUCAACCGAAUUGCGAUUCCAGUACCCAUGCCGCCUAUCGCGCCUUCGCGAGCUCUGGAUAGCAACUUGGCGUCUCCACCACUGCAGGCGUGGCUAGAUAAGUUGCCGACAGCGGGAGAGCUGUAUCGGCAAUGCGACAGUGAUGCUACAAAUAGAAUUUUUAAGGCUCCUAGUCCUAAUCCAUCUCGUGAAGCAUGAUCUUCCUAGAGUGAUUUUUUAAGGACAAAAGAGGUCCAGGUCCAGGACGUUGAAGCCCAAGAUGGAUCAUAAGAGCGAGCUCUAAUAGAAGUAGUACGAAAACAGGGAGGACCACUUGUAGUAGUUCCAGCAAGACAACCACUAGUUCUCCUGUUCUGACUGCUGUCGUCGCGUUAGCUCCCUAUCUUUCCCGUGCGCAGUUGCAGUACCUGGUGGAGCAUGGCUUCAUCGCCGCCAACGCGGGUAGCACAGAACAAAAACACCGACUCAGCUACGUUUUGCAUUUGAAGAAAGUUUUAUCCACCAUCGUGGAUGACAUUGGCGGCAAUUCUUUACUCCCGCAGACCCAUGGCAUCGCGUUUCUGCUUGGCGAUACGUUGAAAAGGAGUGCCUCAUUAGGCGAACAUCAAGAAAAGCAGAAACAUCGAUCCAAUGCGAAUUCAGAUGCAACCUCGUUAACUUCAUGUUCUAGCAAGAACAUUGUUUCAGUUUUUGGGAGUUCUCUUCUCGGACCCGAAGAUAUGGCUGGCCUUUUGAGGGCCAUUCUAUCCGCGCCAAGCUUUGGGCAUUUUGCGCAACGAGCUCUCAGAACCUUGAUGGAACUGCUUCAGAGGCAACCGCUGAUUUUUGUGCGAGGCGUCUUUUACGAGCUGUCGCUGAACGGCAGUCAAAGGGUGCUGGCGGGAUUGUUGAUGUUACGAUAGAAGACUGGUGGUCGUGGGUAGAAGUACUUACAACAAAUCGCUGCUAGAAUAAUUUUUGGAAAUUGGAAAUGUUCGUCCCUUGUUGUAGGAGGUGUCAGAUGAAAAGUCUUCUUCUCUCUACUAGGUAGAGUAGUUCUUGUACUACCUGUGCAUUAUCUAGUGAACAAGCGUACUCCAACUCCUACUCCACCUCUAAUCCUCCGCCUCCUCGAAGCGCCUCAGGAUUGUUUUCGUGUUGAGGUGGACUAUCACGGUAUGCUUGCGAGCAUGCUGGACAUCCAUAGUAUCCCGAAGCGUGGAGACUAUUAAGGGUUGAAACAUUUCAUUUCUACAUGCUCUUCUGCCUUGUAUGCGCCCAAGGUUAAUAGCCCCUCCAAUCAAUUUGUACAUGCUCUUCUCCCUUAACUAAGUACAUUGCUAGCUAGAAAUGAAAGGCCGCUUCAACCUUUUUUAAGACCACAUGGCUGGCGGAAAGUAUCAACGGCGUAGCUACUACGAAGCGAUCUACCGUAUCGCGGCCAACCUGAUCGAUGAAAGUGACGAUUAUCUUGCUUUCAAGCAGCAUUUGACGGCAAAUAUUCAGGAAGAUGGGGGAGCAGUAGCAGAUGAGGAGCAUGAGGAAGAGGAAGAGGCGCAGGGAUGUGCAACGAGUGCAAAAGAUGAAGGAACUACGCAUGGUAGUCCAGUUGUUCGCUCAGAUGCAAAAUCUGGCACAGUUGCUCUUGCUGCAGCUACGAACACAAGCACUACCACCACCUCCACCAGUAUCAAGAAGAUAGCAGCAGUUGUAUCGAAUUCUUCAUAUCGGAGCCAGUUCCUCUUAACAAAUAGCGACUUUGCUGACCUAUUACAGGCAGCACUAGCUGCUGUAGUGCAUGCAGAUAGGGUCGGAUGCGCGUGGCUACGAAAUGCAACGAGUACAACCAGUCAGGAAUCUAGAACUACUUCGACCAGUUCGCCCAGUACUCCUCUUAAAUCUCCGUCUUCUACAAGUACUACUCCAACCCGUCGCGCCGUGACCGCCGCUUACAGACAAGCUUUCGACCUCUGCCGCGAAGCAGUCUCAAGAGACAAGCGAGCCUUGAUUCGUGAAACCUGGCUCAAAGACUUCUACGAACGAAACUAUGAAGCUCUAGUGAUUUUCAGCAUUGUCCGGAAUGUUGUGGACGGCACUGACCACAUUCGCAAGUGGAUUACCGUUCAACCGUGUUUUGAGGCUCACUAUUCCAAUGUUGGUCUACUUGAUGGGAAUGAAAAAAAGAAGGAUAAAAAGGAAGAGAAUUAUGUUGAGAUGAAUGGUACAACUGUAGACGUAGAGGGAGAUGAAGACGAAGAGCAAGCUGUUGUAGGAGCUGGAGUAAAGCCUGAAGAUGCAGAAAGAGCCACCGCAACCUACAAGCUCGGACUCUCGCCUGUGACCGGAGAACAACUAGGUGCUUCACCUCUUGGGCCGCACCCUGCAGCAGCGUCGAAAGGAACCACCACGACGACACCAUCUUCGAACCUGAAGAACGAAAACAACAAGUCCUCUUCUACGUCUGCUCUAUCUGCUCUCGACCAGUUUCAUGCAGACUUGAAAGAGUUGGAAAAGAGCCUGAUUCCUUUCUCCGCAAAUCCGCAAGAAGCAGAGGCACGGGUGAGGCGUCUCUAUCCAGAUGAAUCCUAUCGCAUGUGGUGGAAUGGGCCGUUACAGGAAAAAGAACACGACCAUCAAUGCCCGAGUUCGGUCCUCCGUACACAGCAAAUACUCCGUCGUCUUGCGCAUCUCUUAAGGCUCAGCUUUCAUUGGUCAUAGAGGUUGGUCACUGAAAUCGAAGAGGGCCCCCUUGAGAGAACGGGGGAAAAUGAAGGGGAAGGGGAGAGCCUUGGAGGGGGUCUCUUCCGUUCAGAGUCAGUGACCAAUAAAUGCAGGGCUUUAAAUUUCGCUAUUGAUGCGAACUAUUUCUACCAGUCUGACCGACAGUUGAUGCAUCUUGACCCGCUCGUCUUGGCAUUGAUCUAUGAACUGCCACCACUACCGGCAGCACCAUCUGCUGAAACAAGAAAUACAAAAACUCGUAAUCCUCUUGAAAAAUUCGCCAUCAUUUCCGGUAUGGGCGUGAUCACGGACGGGGAGAGUGGGCACGAGAUGAACAAGACGUUCGACAGGUUGUACAAGGAGUACAAAGUCCGAGUUUUCAGAUCUGAUACUGGGAUUGCGAGACACAUAGAGUACAACGCCAGCAGGAUCGAAACCGCCGUUGGGAAAGCGAUGUUAUGGCGUUCGCGAUGGUCAACAUUCAACAAGUAUUUCACAGAAGAUUAACAUUAUCCUGCUCAUCUUCAUCAUUGUAGCGCUACCUCGUCAUUCCCAAAGUUUCUCUAACAACAGCAGCCGGCGUCCGCCAUUGGGGAUGGAUCGGCUACAGUCAGGGUUGCGCCAACAUGUGGAAAGCCGAAUCGAACCUGAACACUGGGACACCUGAUAUGCGGAAAGCCCUCCAAGGUCUUUGCUGUCGCAAUCAGAUGUAUUCAGCGGCCAACGGUACACCAAUGGGCACAAGUUUGGAGUGGCGAGUCUCGGAGGGAAUUGCGGAGUUCGAGAUUUUCCUCAAGAAUUUGCAACUUCACAUCUCGAACAACCUGAACCGGGUUUUGAUGCAUUUGUUGUUAUGUUGAAGUUCCUUCACAUCUCGAACAACCUGAACCGUGUUUUGAUGCAUUUGUUGUUAUGAAGUUCCAGUGAGUAGGAUUAAGAGGUGUAGCUAGAGAUCUGCUUUCACGACUGCCCUAAUUCCCUCCAGCUUGCUUGCGAGCCGUGGCUUUGUUUUCCUCAUUGGCGGAUUGCAUUCGCUGAACAACAUGGCUUGUAUUCGAGGCUUGUGGCGUGGCGCGAAGCACAAAGCUAACGUCCCCACCCUCGCAGUGCGCGCAGUGAGUGAGCAGCACACCAUGCCUGAAGUUUUGACCUUCAUGUGCAACUAUCUGUCGACCGUGGCGAAGAAUGUACAACCCGAUAAGCGCAAGAGGGGUCCAGGUGUGAUUGAGAGGGAUGAAAGCUGUCCAUAUGAUUUUGGUGGAUUGCUGAAGAAGAUGAGGGAACGGGCCCCGGUGCCAUCAUCUGGGUCUGCUGCAGCUGCAGAGAGCGAGGAAACAACUACACCGAAGACGGUGGAUACUGAGACACCACUAACCACUCUCGAGCAGGUGAUGAACAGACGAAAGAAAAGAAGAGGAGAAAAGGAGGACUUCGUCUCGUGGGAUCAAAUGGUGGAGCCUGAUGGUGCUACGUGGCCGCAGGAGAAAGCAAUUACCACAACAGCAAAUACAACCGUAGAAGCACAGAAGUCGCUAUCGUCCAAGCCGACAGGAGAACCACAAGGAACAACAGAGAAAAGCUUCAACCCGUUUCUGAGUUUGAGACCUGCAGAACCGAUCAACCAUGACUCCCAAGUAACCGCUUUGGAAAGCGAAGGCUACCCCUGUUACGUUCGCAAUAAGAAUGGUCGAAUGCUCAAGCGCUGUGCUAUUCGCAACAUGCUGCAUCGUGGACAUCAUUGGGUGCCUUUGUUAUGUACCGUGUUGUACUAGUUGUACUCGUGGUAGUCGUGGCAAUGUAGUAUAGUUGUAGUCGUGGCAAUGUAGUUUUUCCAUAUAUAAUGAACUUGUAGUUGUGAUGUAGUAAGUUGUUAACAGAGAUGAAGAUGAUACUAGUACUUUAUAAGUAUCUAUCUUCAAGGCUGAGGAAGAGGAUACUCUGACUUCUUCUUCUUGGUCCUUGUUCUUCUUAUCAGCAAACGAGGUACGCUACGAUAAUACUCUAACAUCUCGCGAAAUCGAAACCGGUUUCGUGGAGACGGAUCUCGAUCGAGCGCGCCAGGUGUACCAAGGUCCCAUGGACAAGUUGGUCUUCCCUUUCGUCAUGGUAAACAGCAGAUUUGGUGUUAUUCCGCGAGAUGAGGAGGAGCAGCAGCAGGAGGAGGGGGAGGAGAAGGAAGGGAAAGAGGAGGAAGGGGAAGAGGAGAAAGGGGAAGAGGAGGAAGGGGAAGAGUUGAAGCGGUGAUAGAUUGGGUCCCUGAAGAACGCUACUCGUCUCCAUGGUUCUCACGAAGGAUCAUAUUAUAUUAGAUGCCACACAUUUAUUACAUUCAUACAUUUUCAUAGUUACGUGGUGCUCCUAAGUAAUGCUGUCACCAUUUGCUACAUCACUGAGUGAUGGUGGCGAGCUUUGCCAUCGUCACUAGAAUCUUCCUUACAGAUACCAUUGAUAGCAUAAUUCAGCAUUUUCCACUGAGUGGUCACGUAGAAGAGUCAUAGUACUCUCCGUUUAAUUGCUCAGUGAGACAUUUUUUGAAAAAUAUUGUUGAUAUUCGUUGAACGAAAAAAGACAAAAUACUGGGGGCCAGAAGUGUCCACUUUUCCGAACUACACAUCGAUGGCACUAAUUUCCAACUACAGAUGAUGAGCUAGAGAUUCAAAUUUCUAAGUUCAUUUUUGCUUACUUGUUCAUACUGAAUGCUUCUUUUGAUAGAUCAUAUUUUCCGUGAGACCGCUUGCCCUAUUAAUUUACACUUGUUCAUCACUUUAUUUCCAAUCGCUUGAUAACUCGUCGUGAUUGUUUGACGAAUCAGAGUAUCAAAAUGGGUGAAGAUUUUCUUCAAACACGAUAAUCUCUUCUUGUCAGAAUUUCUGAUCGGGGCACAAUAAAUUUGAGGAAUAGAUGCUAGCAAGGAUCCAAAGAUGCUUGCAAGGAGGCAAAGGCGUGGGCAACGAUCAUCCACAGCCACGAC
Amoebophrya sp. A25 is the source of this 7137-nucleotide messenger RNA. NCBI's taxonomy places the organism in Eukaryota, Dinophyceae, Syndiniales, Amoebophryaceae. The record is from the annotation of a GenBank genome assembly.